UAAAUGUAAACCAGUUUUGUGUCUAUAAAAAUAAACGAAAUAUAAAUUGUGUUUCACCCUGUAUUUGAAAGGACGGUUUCUACGAAUAUUGACUAUAAAUAAAUAUUUUAUUUGUUCAAAUUGGUUCGGAUUUAGAUAUUUAUCUGCAUUCUUUAAGAAUGGCACGCAGGGCAAAUCCAUAUUUUUCAAGUGAAAAGGAUGGACAUAAAGACUGGUCAGUACAAACAAGUAGAGCACGUUAUGUUGAUGGUAUGGUGCUAAGUGGUGUUGGAGAUGCACUUGGAUUUAAAAAUGGUGAAUGGGAAAUGUGCAAUUCCGGAGCGCAGAUCCACAGAGAAUUACAAGUGUUAGGAGGACUUAGUAACAUAAGUAUAAAAAACUGGAAAGUAAGUGAUGACACUGUUAUGCAUCUAGCUACGGCUGAAUCUCUCAUACAAAACAAUUUUUGUCAAGAUAAAGAAAAUCUUUAUUCAUUAUUAGCUCAAGCCUACAAAAACUGCAUGUCUGAUAUGAAAGAGAGAUCGGCUGGUUUAACAUGUAUUGAAAUGUGCAGACGCCUUGAUCCGUUUAGAACACAUGGCUAUCGCAUUCCAUACAAUUCGACUGGCGGUGGGUGUGGCGCUGCAAUGAGAUCGAUGUGUAUUGGGUUGAGGUAUCCAAGACCACGAGAUUUGCAUGAUCUAAUAGAGGUUAGCAUAGAAUCUGCAAGAAUGACACACCACCAUCCUACUGGAUAUCUUGGAGCGUUAGCUUCUGCUCUUUUUGCAUCUUAUGCAGUACAGAAAAGAAAACCUUGCACAUGGGGGAUAGGCUUACUGGAAACCAUAAGACUUGCCCAAAACUAUGUGAAAAACAAAGGUUUAUUUGUUGCUGAAAAUAUGAAAGACUGGGGUUAUUUUGAAAACAAGUGGGAACAAUUUUUAGAUAUAAGAAACAUACAAGAUGGAAGACGAGAGCCAAGUUAUCCAUUAGAUUUUGAUGACGUGAGAAAGAGAGAUCAAUUCUAUAAAAUGAUGAGUUAUGAAAAUAUCGGAGGAGCCAGUGGCCACGAUGCACCAAUGAUUGCAUACGAUGCUUUGCUUGCUUGUAACGGAAACUGGGAGGAGCUUUGUAAAAGAGCAAUGUUCCACGGUGGAGACAGCGACAGCACUGGCGUGAUUGCAGGAUUUCUAUUUGGGGUUUUGUACGGUAUGGAAGGAGUUCCAAAAAGGAACUUUCAACACUUAGAGUAUCGUGAAAGAUUAGAAAGAGCUGGAGAGGACUUGUACAACAUUGUGUUUUGCCCUUGACUUGUCAAUAACUAUCGGAUAACAAUUUGACUUACGUUUUAAGUUCAAAUUGUUGAUCAUAAAAUGCCCAGAAAAUCCCAUUUUCUGCUGUCAUAUUGAAUUGAAUUAAUUAUAUAUUUCAAAAGAUUGGUUAGUAUAACGGUGAUUAAACAAUUAUUUGUAUUGAAAUAUGUUGAACGUAAAAUAUAAAAACUGUCUAAAAUAUUUCAGCUGUCUAUCUUUUUUUAUAAACCAUACGUUACCUAUAAAAACAAAGAGAUGUUAUGUAAGCAUGUGUAAUUUAUAAUUUAUACUUAGCUAGACAUAAUGCCAGUUUAAAUAAACAUUGAACUUUUA
Messenger RNA from Ruditapes philippinarum (Manila clam), 1625 nucleotides. RefSeq names its product ADP-ribosylhydrolase ARH1-like. The record is from RefSeq and is a predicted model, not a curated record. Gene Ontology annotation, molecular function: ADP-ribosylarginine-[protein] hydrolase activity; magnesium ion binding. Bases 159 to 1289 code for a protein of 376 amino acids. Lineage: Eukaryota; Metazoa; Mollusca; Bivalvia; Venerida; Veneridae. The transcript has a single exon. Gene Ontology annotation, biological process: protein de-ADP-ribosylation.